This is a messenger RNA of Aspergillus campestris IBT 28561, 1828 nucleotides long. RefSeq names its product snoRNA-binding rRNA-processing protein ENP1. Gene Ontology annotation, molecular function: snoRNA binding. The coding region runs from base 90 to 1583 and encodes 497 amino acids. Gene Ontology annotation, biological process: rRNA processing. Gene Ontology annotation, cellular component: cytoplasm; nucleolus; preribosome, small subunit precursor. The record is from RefSeq and is a predicted model, not a curated record. The transcript is spliced from 3 exons. NCBI's taxonomy places the organism in Eukaryota, Fungi, Ascomycota, Eurotiomycetes, Eurotiales, Aspergillaceae.
UUUGUCUAUCCUUCGAUCCUGUCGUGGAUUUUCUUUUGGGAAUACUUUCGAUCCCAUAGCUUUACCCAAAUCGAGGGAUCGCAGCCACGAUGCCCAAGGUAGCUGCAACUCGCGCCACCGCUGGUGCGCGCAGACAUAAUCCUCUCGCCGAGGAUAUCGUAACUGCAGGCCAUAUUCGGGCCCAACCCGGCAAAAAGAACAAGCGUGUGUCGCAGAAUGGCGAAGACAAUGAGGAUGGCGAGCGUUUUAUCGACGCGAAAACGUCGCGCAAGAUCCUUCAAAUCGGCCAGGAACUAGCCGACGAAGAUGCCGCCGAACGGAAAUCUAUCGCGGGACCGAUGCCCACAAAUGAGCACUCGGCGUUCGACUUCGGCUCUCGACCGGAGGACGAUGAACUGUUGUCGGAUGAUGAAGGAAAUAUGGAGGAACAAUGGGGCGACGAGGAGGAAGAGGUUGAGGAAGUGGAAGUUGAUCCGAAUGAUCUCGAUUUAUUCCAUAAAUUUAUUCCUCGCGACGAUGAAGACCCGAUCUUCAACCCCUCGGGGCCAGAAGCCCGUGGCCAGAGCACGAACCUGGCUGAUCUCAUUCUGGAGAAGAUCGCAGAGCAUGAAGCAAAGCAGUCGGGUUCUGGGGAGAGCGCGCCAUUCGUCCAAGGUGGUGGAGCGCCUGAAGAUGCCGUUCAAAUCCCAGCUAAGGCGAUAGAAGUAUAUGAAAAAGUUGGCAUGAUUCUUUCCCGCUACAAGUCCGGACCUCUCCCGAAACCGUUCAAAAUUCUCCCUUCGAUCCCCAACUGGCCUACUCUUCUCGAUAUCACCCGUCCGGAGUCGUGGACCGCCAACGCCACUUAUGCUGCAACAAGGAUUUUCAUCUCGUCCAAGCCUGCGGUGGCGCAGGAAUUCAUCUCCAUGGUUUUGCUGGACCGUGUUCGCGAAGAGAUCCGUGAGACCAAGAAACUCAACGUCCAUACGUACAACUCCCUGAAGAAGGCCCUAUACAAGCCGGCUUGCUUUUUCAAGGGAUUCUUGUUCCCUCUUGUCUCCGGCGGCAUGUGUACCCUGCGGGAGGCUCACAUCGUCUCGUCAGUCCUUUCUCGAGUCUCUAUUCCAGUGUUGCACUCGGCCGCCGCAUUACUGCGCAUGUGCGAUCUUUCUGCGGAACAAUCGUCGAGAUCGCUGGAAAGCACCGGUGCUGUGAAUAUGUUCAUCCGUGUGUUCCUGGAGAAGAAAUAUGCUUUGCCCUACAAGGUCAUUGACGCUCUUGUUUUCCAUUUCCUCCGCUUCCGCGCCAACGAUGAGGAUUCGAUUAUGGCGGAUGGACAUUCGCGCGAAGCCAGCAAAGCAUACAAACUUCCCGUGCUUUGGCACCAGUCCUUGCUGGUGUUCGCACAACGCUACCGCAACGAUAUCACCGAAGAUCAACGAGAGGCGCUCCUCGAUUUGUUGUUGGUUCGCGGACACAAGGAUAUCGGGCCCGAGGUUCGACGAGAAUUGCUGGCGGGCAGAGGACGUGGAGUGGUCGUCCCUGAUCCCGAGAGACAGAGCGCUCUUGAAGCAGGAGAUGAUACCAUGGAUGUUACGGCGUAGCCGAUGUACAUCGAACGGGUCGGGGACCAUGUGCGCCGGCUGGAGGAAGGCGUGUACAUUGUGCCCUCCUCAGCCAUUUUCUGUUAGAUACCUUUUUGGUCUUUCCAUUCAGCCUAUUUUCGCCCGGAGAGACCUUAACGGCAUAUGUUUAUGUCUCUAUGACUUGACAUGAGUUUUCCUUGAGUUUAUUCAUUUAUAUAGUGGAUAGGAGUUUUCACGGCAUUUACUUGUUUCUUUGUUAUGCG